This is a messenger RNA of Acanthochromis polyacanthus (spiny chromis), 5045 nucleotides long. RefSeq names its product helicase for meiosis 1 (gene hfm1). The transcript has 39 exons. Bases 319 to 4830 code for a protein of 1503 amino acids. Gene Ontology annotation, molecular function: ATP binding; nucleic acid binding. NCBI's taxonomy places the organism in Eukaryota, Metazoa, Chordata, Actinopteri, Pomacentridae. The record is from RefSeq and is a predicted model, not a curated record.
AUUUGUUGUUGCCUGCCUAGUUCAUUUCUGAUGACAGCGUUUAGCUACAGCAGGACACAGAACUGUCUGUCAAAGUGAAAAUGUGUUAAUAAAGUUGGCACUGACGGGAGGUUCCAUAGGAAGGUUCAGUCUCGAGCUGCUUGACCAGAAUAUCGGGCAUAAAGAGGUCAAGGGUUAAACUCUGGCCUUUUAAAACUAAAUUGCAAUGUAUGGGGAGCAGUUUAACCAUUACUGCAGAGCCGGAUGUCAGUAAUCAAGAGCCCACAUGACUGAUUGACUUUACAUUCAGAUAUGUGAUUGCCUGCGCUAUCUGUUGACAUGUUGAACUCUAACGACUGCAUCUUGUCCCUGGACAGUUUAUUUUUUGAAAAACCAAUUGUUCACAAAGUAAAGCCACUGCACCAGGAGCCCAGUCCAUGGCGGCUGGAAGCACCUCCAUCUCUUACUCAUAUUCCAGCCACUCAGGAUAUGCAGGAGGAGGCAGAGUCUCUCUCUACCCUAUACAGUUUCUCACAGAAACCCAAGAAGUUCCGCCCUCCUUAUAAAGAAUCUGCAGGCCUUAAGGUUUUCCCAACAAAAGUCAACCGCUGUUACAGUUUUAACAAUGACGAGAAAAAUAUUGAAGCGACUGAAGGUGGUACUAGCAGCAGCACCAUCAGAUGUGGCAGCCUUUGGGGAGGUGAAGGGUUCAGGGAUUACUCUCAGGGUGGCUAUCAGAGUGGCAGAGGUGGAGAUGAAACCCCACAGGACUCUGGUCGUGCAGGAGUCCACACUUGUUUGUCUCUAGAUUGCACCAAAAACCCACCUCUACGGAGAAGCUUGUUCAAGAUUCAGGCGCUGACCAGUGGAGGUGACUCGUCAAACACAGAUGACCUCAGUGGCAGUGGCAGCAACAGCCAGACAACAUCCAGACUUCAAACUUUUCUCAGUCAGGUUACCAUGACGACAGUGCCUCCUCCUUUUCAGCAGCCACAGGCGACAGUUGGCCACGCAGCUCCUCCUUUCCCCUCCAAGCCCCCUCUCUCGCCCCCUCCUUUGGGCUCAUCUGCAGCGAGUGGCCAACCCCCGCAGCAGGCGCCACAUGCAGAGAUGCAGGACAAGGGCACAAAGAGAGCUUUCGUUCCACCCAUGAUGCCUCAGCCGCUCCACAUACAAGGGUCUUCUGGGUCUGGAGUUUUGCGACCGGUUUCUGAAAUCCCAGUUAGGUUCAGAUCCGUCUUCAACGAGUUCCCCUUUUUCAAUUAUGUUCAGUCCAAAGCUCUCGAUGAUGUUCUUUACACAAGUAAAAACUUUGUAGCAUGUGCUCCAACUGGAUCUGGUAAAACAGUGCUGUUUGAAUUGGCAAUUAUUCGCCUGCUCAUGGAGACACCAGAGCCCUGGAAAGACAUCAAAGCUGUAUACAUGGCCCCGAUCAAAGCUCUCUGCAGUCAGUGUUUUGAGAGCUGGAAGAAGAAGUUUGGUCCUCUGGGUUUGAACUGCAAGGAGCUGACUGGUGACACAGAGAUUGAUGACUUCUUUGAGAUUCAGGACUCCCACAUCAUUCUGACCACACCUGUGCAUGUUGUUAAAGAUGUGACCCGUGGGGCCACACUGGAAGUGGUGGUGAGCAGAAUGAAGGCAGUACAAACCUACAGGACAUCACAGAAUCCAGAGGCAGGCCUUUCUAUGAGAUUUGUGGCUGCAUCAGCCACCAUACCAAAUAUAUCAGAUAUAGCAGACUGGCUGUCAAAUGAGGGCGGCCAGGCCACAUAUCUGGAUAUGGAUGAGAGCCACCGUCCAGUGAAGCUGAGGAAGGUGGUGCUUGGAUUUCCCUGCAGUCCAAACCAAACUGAAUUCAAGUUUGACUUGUCACUCAACUACAAGAUGGCAAACAUUAUACAGACUUACUCUGACCAGAAGCCUGCCCUAGUGUUUUGCUCUACAAGGAAAGGAGCCCAGCAAUCGGCUGCAGUUCUGGCCAAGGAUGCUCGAUUCAUAAUGAGCAUUGAGCACAAGCAAAGGUUGAUAAAGUAUGCAAACUCUAUUCUAGAUACCAAGCUGAGAGAUCUGAUGAUGUUAGGGGUUGGUUACCACCAUGCAGGAGUUGACGUGUCUGAUAGGAAGCUGGUAGAAGAGGCCUUCACCCUGGGAGACCUGCCCGUCCUCUUCACUACCAGGACUUUGGCCAUGGGGGUAAACCUGCCAGCUCACCUGGUGGUGAUCAAGUCCACCAUGCAGUAUGUCUCAGGCUCCUGUGAGGAAUACAGCGAAGCGGACCUGCUACAGAUGAUAGGCCGGGCUGGAAGACCACAGUUUGAUUCUUCAGCCACUGCAGUGAUCAUGACCAAGAUUCAAACCCGAAACAAGUACAUGCAACUCAUGAACGGGGCAGAAAUCAUUGAGAGCAGCUUACACAGUCACCUGGUGGAGCACCUGAAUGCUGAGAUUGUUCUCCAAACCAUCAGUGAUGUCAACAUGGCUCUGGACUGGAUCCGUUCCACGUUCCUCUACAUCAGAGCCCUGAAGAACCCCACACACUACGGUUUCUCUCCAAAUUUAGACAGAUAUGGUAUUGAAGGAAAAUUGCAAGAACUGUGUCUAAAGAACCUCAACUCUCUGUCCUCCAUUGGUCUGAUCGAUAUGGAUGAGGACAUCAACAUCAAACCAACAGAGGCUGGCAGGCUGAUGGCAAGAUACUGUGUUGCCUUUGACACCAUGAAACAGUUCAGUAAAGUGACGGGCACUGAGAAUCUUUCUGAUCUGAUCGAGCUGGUGUCAAGGAGCAGAGAGUUCAGCGACAUUCAGCUGAGAGUGAAUGAGAGGAGGCCCUUGAACACUUUGAACAGGGACAAGAAUAGAGUCACCAUCAGAUUUCCCAUUGAAGGAAAGAUCAAAACCAGUGAGAUGAAAGUAAACUGCUUGAUUCAAGCUCAGCUGGGUUCCAUCUCAAUUCAAGAGUUUGGACUUACACAGGACACAGCAAAGAUCUUCAGGAACGGGAUGCGCAUCAGCAGAUGCCUUUCAGAGUUUCUGACUCAGCGAUCCAAGACAGGUUUCUCUGCUGUGCUGAGCUCGCUGAUCUUGGCUAAGUGCUUUAGAGCCAAGCUUUGGGAAAACUCGCCCUAUGUUUCCAAACAGCUGGACAAGAUAGGCCAGUUCCUGUCUACUGCCAUGGUGAACAGCGGACUGACCACUUUCAGCAAAAUAGAGGAAACCAACGGCAGAGAGCUUGAGCUGAUUCUCAACAGGCAUCCACCCUUUGGAAACCAAAUCAGAGAAUCUGUCAUUCAUCUCCCGAAGUAUGAAGUUACUCUGGAGCAGCUGCCACGUUACAGCGGUGCCAGAGCAGAGAUUGUAGUGAAGGUGAACCUGAAAAACCGAGCGCAGCUUCUGUCAAAGAGAACAGCUCGAAACCACCACUAUGUCUCUCUGAUCAUCGGAGACUCUGACAACACUGUCGUCUUUUUACAGAAACUCACGGACCUCGUGCUGCUGAAGUCUGGUAGCUGGUCGAAGAAGAUUGAUGUGGCAAAAGCCUCUAGAGGAGAGGAGCUCAGUGUCAAUCUGAUCAGCUCAGAGUAUGUGGGCCUGGACAUCCAGCAGAAGUUUACUGUGCACUACUCUGCAGCCAGGAUGUUUGGGAGGGAAAAUCCAUACAAUCAAACACACAUUCUUGCUGGACAGAGACCACAGCAGCCUGAGCUGAAACCACCAUCUACAAAUCAGGCUGCAGCUCAGAAGGAAAACACCACAUAUGCUAAAGACCAAGAUUCAGGCAGUAAGAGACAGUGCAACCACUUCUGCAAGAAUAAGAGUCUCUGUGGGCACGACUGUUGUAAAGUCGGAGUAACUGUGGCAAAGAAGAGGUCAGCAAUACAGGAGUCCAGUUUCUCCUCCUAUUUGCAAGACCUGAGGAUCAGAUCUGACACUCUAAUGCAGACGCCUGUGAAACGACUCAAGAUGAAAAUGAGCGAGGAGCCCACGUCCGUCAGCCUGCAGGAGUUUGCUUACAAACCCAAACAGAUGCUUCCUCCUGUUUCCUGGUAUGGAGGAAGUCACUAUAAAGCCUCGCCAAGACCUCACGCUGCGACUGACAUGAAAGAUGAAAACUGUGCUGAACUGCCAGACGUAAUUUGUCUGGACGACCUUGACAGAGGUGAUGACGACUAUGUAGACGAAAUGCACAAUAUAGUGGGAGAGGAUAUCCAAACUGCUGUUUCAUUCAGUGCUCACUAUCAAAGUUCUUCGGUGUGGAUGAUUCCAGAAACAAGAGGUGGGAGUCAGAACGCUAAACAACAUCUAAACCAGAUCAAUACCACCAGCUCAGCUUGCUCACAGAGGUCCACCACUGUGUCGGAGGAACAAGCUUCAUCGUACCAAAUGCCAGCUGUCACCUUUGACCUUGGAAACGAAUGGGACGACUGGGGAGACUUUGACGACGAGAACUUGGUGCAUGCCAGCGAGACCUCAUUGGCCUCUUGUGUGACUAAUUCCAGACCUCAGGUCCAGCAGAGUGUGGAGUACAACACUGCAGGCUAUGCUUCUCCAUCAGCGCCAAUGUUUCUUGGUCGCUCACAAGCCAAACCCUGUAUCAGCACUACACCACUUAGAUUGACUUCAACAACUGUGAAUUCUGACAUCAGGACGCUGGAACCUUCACCAAGACCAAACAUUUUCAACGAGGAGAUCACAGCAAAAAUACCAGAAAAUCCCCCGAAAAUGCCUCAUGAGACCCUAGUGAAUAAAAGGCUGGAUUUUUUCUCCACGAGAAUCCCAGUCAGUGCGAGCUCAUCUGUCAACAGAAGCAAAGAAGAGGAAGCAUUCCUUGGCAUAUUUGAUGGCAUAUUUUAGAAAUAUUUCUGGCAUUCUGGCAGGAUACGGCUUUCUUUAUGCUGUCUUUCACUGUCACUUUUGAGAUUUACAUUGCAUUUUAGACUGUUGCAAAUUCCUGUUCUCAUUUAUUUAUGUUGUAAAUGAAACAAGUUAUGUUAGUUGUAAUUGUUCCAAAUGUAAUUUUAUUGGUGUAUUUAUUGAUUUAAUAAAGUCUGUGUUCAUUGGCUGGUUCA